Molecule: messenger RNA, 936 nt
Organism: Lycium ferocissimum
Lineage: Eukaryota; Viridiplantae; Streptophyta; Magnoliopsida; Solanales; Solanaceae
Exons: 4
Coding region: 1-936 (311 amino acids)
Molecular function (GO): nucleic acid binding
Source: RefSeq, a predicted model, not a curated record
AUGGAGCUCCUGGAGGACUACGACAUCUCUAUUCUUUAUCAUCCAGGAAAAGCCAAUAUUGUUGCUGAUGACUUGAUUCACAAGGCCACAAUUCCAGGCAGAGUCUUAGCUUGUGCUGAGGUGAGAUCAUCACUAUUAGAGUUGAUCAGCACUCAUCAGUUUGAAGAUGCUCAGUUGUGUAAGAUUCGAGAUAAAGUUCUGAAGGGUGAGGCCAAGGAGGCCAUUUUUGAUAGUGAGGGGAUCCUGAGGAUCAAGGGACGCAUGUACGUUCCUCAUGUUGGUGAUUUGAUUAAUUUGAUCUUGAUUGAGGCCUAUAGUUCGAGGUACUCCAUUCAUCCGGGUGCCACAAAGAUGUAUUGUGAUUUGAGACAGCAUUACUGGUGGGGUAGGAUGAAGAUAGAUAUUACAAAUUUUGUGUCUACGUGUGGGAAUUGUCAGCAAGUGAAGUAUGAGCACCAGAGACCUGGUGGUAUACUCCAAAGGAUGCCCAUUCCCGAGUGGAUGUGGGAGAGAAUUGCCAUGGAUUUCAUUGUCACUUAUAUUGCGGAGAGGUUAGCCAGGAUCUAUGUUCGUGAUAUUGUACGAUUGCAUGGGGUCCCUAUUUCCAUUAUUUCGGAUCGAGGUCACCAGUUUACUUCUAAUUUCUGGAAGGCUUUUCAGACAGAAUUGGGUACCCAGUUGGACGAGAGUGCUUCUAAAAUCACACCCAUGAAGGGUAUUAUGCGAUUUGGGAAGAGGGGACAGUUGAGUUUGAGGUAUCUUGGCCCAUUUGAGGUUCUCCGUAGAGUUGGUGACGUUGCCUAUGAGUUUUCCUUGCCACCAGGCUUGUCCGGUGUUCAUCCGGUCUUUUAUGUGUCUAUGUUAAAGAAGUACCAUUCUUAUGGUACUUACAUUGUCAGUUGGGAUUCAGUGUUGCCCGAUGAAAAUCUAACCUAA